AUGAGAACACGAAGGGGCGCAUCUAAUCGCUUCCUGCCAGUGCCCGGCGUUACUCAACUUCCUACCUUCUGCACAGCCUGCACAGACCCAGGACUGCAGACAGCGCUGAGAGGAACAAGCUCUGGUCUACCUCCAACCACAGCUCCCGGGCCCAUGGCGUCCCCCUUCCCCACCAGGAGCUGGGGGCAGCUUUCCAGCAACGCCACCUCACCCGUGGCCAACAACAGCACCACGCCCACCUCCAACGUCCUCGCCCAUAUCUCGGUGGCCAUCUUCGUGGUCUCCUUCCUGCUGGGCAUGGUGGGCAACGGGCUGGUGAUCUGGGUCACCUGCUUCCGCAUGCGCCGGACGGUCAACUCGAUCUGGUUCCUGAGCCUGGCGCUGGCCGACCUGCUCUACUCCCUGCUGCUGCCUUUCUACGCCGCCAAGACCGCCGCGAGCAAUCAGUGGGCCUUCGGCAACUUCCUCUGCAAAGCCGUCGGUGCCCUCCUCUUCCUCAGCAUGUUCGCCAGCGUCUUCCAGCUGACGCUCAUCUCGGUCGAUCGCAGCCUACUGGUGGCCCGGCCCGUCUGGGCCCAGCGAUUCCGCACGCCGCGCUUGGCCUGGGGGGCGGCCGCCGUGGCGUGGCUGCUGGCCGGGGCUUUCUCGGCCCCCUACCUGGUCUUCCUUCAGGUGACCUGCCGGGGCAAGCGCUGCUUCUGCGUCAACAAUUUCGGGGACGAGGUGACGAGGAUGGCGCGGCAGCAGGCCCUGAUCGUGGUGCGGUUCGUGGCCGGCUUCCUGGCACCGCUGCUGGUCAUCACAGCCUGCCACGUGGUCGUGAUGCUGCGGGCCGGGCACCGAGGCCGCCGGCCCAACCGUACGGCCAAGGUGGUAGCUGCCGUGGUGUUGAGUUUCUUCUUCUGCUGGCUGCCCUACCACGUCUUCAACUUCCUGCACAGGUCGCCGAGCAAUCGUGCAGCCUUCAAGGUGGGCUCCUCCCUGGCCUUCAGCCUCACCUGCCUGGGCUGCUUCCUCAACCCCCUGCUCUACGCCUUCCUGGGCCGCCGCUUCCAGGAGGGGCUGCGGGGCAGCAGCCGCGCCCGCUGGCUGGAGGCCGCCAUGGCCGAAGACUCGAUGGGCUCCAGCAGCGGGCGCCGGAGCAACCGCUCGCUGGGCUCCACCACCUCCUCCGAGCUGCGGAUGAUGCAGCCGUGACGGGGCAGGAGGAAGGGGCCAGGGCCCCAUGAGGGGUGGGGGGCAGCUGUGGGAGGGCACCGAGCAGGGCAUGCUGGGAGCCCAAAGCCGCACCAGAUCAGUGCAUCCUGGGAGCCCAGGGCCGUGCUGGAGCAGUGCAUCCUGGGAGCCCAUGGGACAUGGCGGAGCAAUGCAUGCUGGGAUCCCAUGGGCCACACUGGAGCAGUGCAUGCUGGGACCCCAGAGUCUCGCCAGAACAGUGCAUGCUGGGAGCCCAUGAACCAUGCCAGAGCAGUGCAUGCUGGGAGCUUAUGGGUCACACUGCAGAGGAGCAUGCUGGGAACUCUUGCCCUCAUUGGCCACACCGGAGCAAUAACAGGCCACGCCCCUUCCCCAUGCUGCAGGAACUCAGUGAUACUCACUGGCUGCCACCCCACAGGGUGGGCGGGGCUGUUACAUGGCUGUGGCCAUGGUAGUUGCCAUGGAUACCACCACCUGGCCACCAUUUUGGGGCCUGAUUUUCAGACCGGGGUGGAGUGAUUCCUAAAACCAGGCUCUUUUUAUACAGAAGGCUCAGAUCUACUUUUGUUACAUUGACCACCCCAUUGGUUGGUGUAUCCUUCCACCAAUUAAUGUAGUCCGUCCAAAAAAAAAAAAAAGAAUUCUGGGAAUCCAGCCCACUUUACACAGGAGCCGGC
Molecule: messenger RNA, 1874 nt
Organism: Chrysemys picta bellii (western painted turtle)
Lineage: Eukaryota; Metazoa; Chordata; Testudines; Emydidae
Product: C5a anaphylatoxin chemotactic receptor 1-like
Biological process (GO): complement receptor mediated signaling pathway; inflammatory response; positive regulation of cytosolic calcium ion concentration
Cellular component (GO): plasma membrane
Molecular function (GO): complement receptor activity; G protein-coupled receptor activity
Source: RefSeq, a predicted model, not a curated record